This is a messenger RNA of Tupaia belangeri chinensis (Chinese tree shrew), 2857 nucleotides long. RefSeq names its product protein phosphatase 1 regulatory inhibitor subunit 2 (gene PPP1R2). Gene Ontology annotation, biological process: regulation of signal transduction. The coding region runs from base 133 to 603 and encodes 156 amino acids. The record is from RefSeq and is a predicted model, not a curated record. Gene Ontology annotation, molecular function: protein phosphatase inhibitor activity. Lineage: Eukaryota; Metazoa; Chordata; Mammalia; Scandentia; Tupaiidae. The transcript has 6 exons.
GCCUCGCACCGGCCCAUCAAGGGGAUCCUGAAGAACAAGAGCUCUACGGCUUCGUCCGAGGUGGCCGCGUCCGAGCAGCCCCGCGGGAGUGUGGACGAGGAGCUGAGCAAAAAAUCCCAGAAGUGGGAUGAAAUGAACAUCCUGGCAACAUAUCAUCCAGCAGACAAAGACUACGGUUUAAUGAAAAUAGAUGAACCAAGCACUCCUUACCAUAGUAUGGUAGGUGAUGAUGAAGAUGCAGUUAGUGAUUCAGAAUCCACUGAAGCCAUGACCCCAGAUAUCUUAGCUAAGAAGUUAGCUGCUGCUGAAGGCUCAGAGCCAAAGUAUCGCAUUCGGGAACAAGAAAGCAGUGGAGAAGAGGAUAAUGACCUCUCACCUGAAGAACGAGAAAAAAAGCGACAGUUUGAAAUGAAAAGGAAGCUUCACUACAAUGAAGGACUAAAUAUUAAAUUAGCUAGACAAUUAAUUUCAAAAGACCUCCAUGAUGAUGAUGAAGAUGAAGAAAUGUUGGAGACUGCAGAUGGAGAAAGCAUGAACGUUGAAGAAUCACAUCAAGGAUCUACUACAAGUGACCAACAGCAAAACAAAUCACAAAAUUCAUAGAAGCAAUUUGUUAAAACAGUGCAAUUGUUUGUCAGAUACAGACCUUGUUACUAUGAUACACUGCUUCUUGUUCUCCACAGUUCAUGACUAAGUACCAAAAUGCAUACCAGUUACAUAUUGCCAAGAAUUAAAUGAUAACCUUAGAGACUGAAAAUGCCUAAUUGAUACAUAUAUUCUUGUGCCUAGUAUUUCAUAAAUACAGUGUAAUGUCAUCAGUCCAAAAUUGUGUUACUUUUGUAAGAACACUGGUUAAUUUGUAUAAGAUAUUAUAUAGCUUUUUAUGCUUUAGAGGUUAAGUAGUAUCUUUUAAGGGGGGAGGGGAACUAAUUUAUUUUCAUCACAUCUACAUGUGGUAGCUCUUAUAAAAAGUUUGUUGUUGUUUUUCCCAAGCAAAAGCCAGUUGGAACAAUAGGAUAUAUAUAGACUGAUGAAUAUUCAGGCUGAGAAGUAUUUUAACCCUGUCUUCAACUUAAUUUUCCCGUUUAGUUAAAAGGAUUAUAAGAAUUACUGUUAUGUUUUCUGGCCUCCUACUUACAAAAUUUGUGGAGUUUCUUUGUGUUUACAAGGAAAGAAUUGAAAUUUUUCUCAUGAAAACUAGCUUUUUUUCCCCUACAAAUUAGCAGGAUAAACGUGCACUAACAUCGCUGGGUUUUUUGUUUUGGUUUUGGUACACUGGGCAUACUUCAGAAUCGUUUUUUAAAUAAAUGCAAUUGUAAUUUAGCUAUCUUAGCAUUCCCUUUAUGUAAAUGUCUUUUAACCCCUGCUUUUGUUUCUCACUCCUUUCCAUACACACACACACACACACACACACACACACACACAAUCCUCUUUGCCUUUUAAAGAAUCGUAAAGGUUGUCAUGACUUUAGGAACUCUUCUUUUCCUCACAUAAUCUGUUAUUUUCAAUAAUGAAAUUCUUAUUUUGACCAUCAAUGCCUAUUAAUUCUUCUAGUGCUUGAAGGAUGUAGAUUGAGUAGCGGAAUACAGGCAGGAAGUACAGUUUAACUGCUGAAUCACUGUACCUCCCUGAUUUAUAGCUCACUAAUUAAAUCACUGUUAUCUGUUUGACUUAAUUAGACCUUCGAGAAUAAUUAAAUGAUGGUUUUUUUGUUUGCAUGAUGAGAGAAUUGUGUGCAACUAGUGCUAUGAUUGCUCCUGAAUGUACAGACGGAAGUAAGCCUGAACAUUUUUUAAUUUAAAAAGUUUAAAUAGUCCCUGCCUUUAAGGGAAUAUGAUAAUGUAUACUAUGACAAAUGUACUUUAUUCUUCUAACACAGUAAGAAUUAUUUGGAGAUUUUUCCUGAAAUGAAGUGCAGUUCCUGUGUAUCUUGGUUUAGUAAUGGUUUCAUUUCUAGUCAAUUAUUUGUAUCUUAAUUUUUUAUUAGUUCCAAAAGAAUCCACUAUAUGAACAGACUUUUUAAAUAAUUUCUGUAUAUUAUAUAUAUUAAAUGGCUUUUAUUGAACAGCUUAUCUUCCACUUGCAAGUUUAUGAAAAUAUCAAUAUGUCAAAAUAAAUAAAAAGUGGGAGAACUCUUUGCUGUUAGAAGAAUGUACUUGUUCUGAUUGUCUUAUUUUACCCCCCAAUGGUACCUAAUCAUAGUGCAUCUGAACUGUAGGUACAGUAUUCUAAUUAAACAUUUUAAUUAGUAAUACCACCCAUUUAUAAACAAGACAGUGUUUAUCUCUCUGAAUUUAGAAUAUUGGGGUUAUCUUAUCUGUCUAAACUUACUUUGAGUGAUGUGGAGAUUAAGACUAAGCACGUGUACACAUGUUCAUUCACCCAAACCUCUGUUUUUUGGUUUUCUCAUUUUUGAGUUCCUAGAAAGUAUCCACAUACUUUCUUUAUAGCAGUGGUUCAUGUACAGUGAAGAAAGCUAAGAUCUGACAGAUGAUCUUUUAGUGUUUUCUACAAACUUAAGGUGGUCUCCUAGCUUAACAAUGGUUCAACCUAAAAUUUGCCACUUCAUGAGCGAUGUGUAUUCAGUAGAAACCAUACAACCAUUCUGCUCUUCACUUCAAUACAGUAUUCAAUAAACUGUGUGACAUAACCAGCCCGUUGAUAUAAUAGACUUGUGUUAGGUGAUUUUACCCAACUCAUUCAAGUGUCUGAGCAUGUUCAAGAUGAGUAGGCUGAGCUACGAUGUUCGGCAGGUUAGGUGUAUUGAGUGCAUUUUCAACUUAACAAUGUUUUCAAUUUAUGAUGGGAUUGAUCAGGAUAUAACUUUAUCAUAAAUAAAGAAUAUUUGAAACUUAAA